Molecule: messenger RNA, 1020 nt
Organism: Prunus dulcis (almond)
Lineage: Eukaryota; Viridiplantae; Streptophyta; Magnoliopsida; Rosales; Rosaceae
Product: transcription factor MYB1-like
Exons: 3
Coding region: 67-810 (247 amino acids)
Source: RefSeq, a predicted model, not a curated record
UCCACAUCCCCACACGGCAGGAAACCAUGUCGCUGAGAUAGAGACAGGCUAAGCUUAAUUCCAAUUAUGGGUCGAAGACCGUGUUGUUCAAAGGAGGGAGUCAAGAGAGGGCCGUGGACUGCUCAAGAAGACAAGUUGCUUGCGGAUUAUAUCAGAGAUCACGGUGAAGGCAAAUGGAGUAGCGUUCAGAAACAAGCAGGGCUUAAGAGAUGCGGGAAGAGCUGUAGGCUUCGGUGGUUGAAUUAUCUGAGGCCGAAUAUCAAGCGAGGCAACAUUACACAAGAUGAAGAAGACCUAAUCAUCAGGCUCCACAAACUCUUAGGCAACAGAUGGUCUCUAAUAGCGGGGAGAAUUCCAGGGCGAACAGACAAUGAAAUCAAGAACUACUGGAACACCAACUUGUGUAAGAAACCACUACCAAACAAUUUUGUACCAUGCAGACCCUCCGAGGAGGCCUCCUCAGACCCACAACAAGAACAACAGUCCAAAGCUGAAGACAAAUUAAGCAACGUCCCCAAAUACAAUAAUCAGAAUGCAGAAUCAGAAACCAGUGAAGGGUCACUAUCGUCAUCGGCGACUAGGGAAGAAGAAGACUAUUCUUCUCAUGACUUGUGGAUGAAUUUUUACACGAGGGAAAUGAGCCUUUCACAGUUUCUGGACACUGACUUUUCAAAUAUGAGCAAUUUGUUUGCCGGGGUCAUAGUUGGAGGAUAUUCUAGUACAAAACCCAUGCAUGACGAUGAUGUGGAGGCAGAUUUUGGAGCUCAACUGGCUGCUUUCACGGACUUAGCUGACGAAUGGAUCAUGUAAUAAAAUAAGCAUAUGUGUAUGUGUUGGCAUUAUCAAAAUCUUGUAUUAUAGUAGCACCGAAUAAACUAGCUGCCUAGGUAGGGGGAAAACUUGUGUUUUAUGCCCUUCAGAGAUUAAACAUAUGGCGGAAUUUGUUUGGGUGAACUUUGAGACAUGUAUCUUUGUUUUAUAAGACUCUACAGUAAUAACGUGCUACGUGUUGUAGAUUUA